Messenger RNA from Saccostrea cuccullata (small rock oyster), 1083 nucleotides. RefSeq lists its product as uncharacterized. Lineage: Eukaryota; Metazoa; Mollusca; Bivalvia; Ostreida; Ostreidae. The transcript is spliced from 2 exons. The coding region runs from base 91 to 1083 and encodes 330 amino acids. The record is from RefSeq and is a predicted model, not a curated record.
UCUCCUGAACCAAGUUGUUCAGCCAACGCUUUAUAAAGUUUUAUUGUCACAUACAAGACUACAGAAGCUGAAUAAUCUCUAAGGAAGGGAAUGUUUUUACCGCGACCACUGUUUCAUGUAAAUUAUUAUGGCAACCUGGACAGGAACAGCACAUGGCUUCGCCCCAACACCUCAUACAGACCUGAAAAUAUCAUGAACAUUUUGGACAUCAAUACUGAAGUAAUACGAAAGCACACACAUUCUGUUGAUGUUCAACGUAACCGGAAGCGGAAGGAGAAAAAGAAACAGAAAAAGGAAAGCGUGACUAGUCAAGACACUCCUGUAUUUAAUGAUCAAUUUAUUCUUCGUCCACCUCAGUCUGUUGAAAAGAAGACAGAAAAAUGUUCAACAAAGGAUGAAAAAAUUGACAAAAGUCGAAGCCAGAGUUUGAUUGAUGCUUAUAAGCAGUCAUCCUAUCAACCGUUUGCUCUGUCUAAUUCUUCCUUGCAUGACACUUGUUGGACAGGAUCUGACUUUCCUACAAAACUGUCAUCUCCAAAACAUUCUGAUUCCGUAUAUAAAACAGAAUGUAAACCACAACAGGGUUCCGAGGAAUCUAACCCUCAAAGGGGAAAAGAGAUAUGUAAAAUAGAGACAAUCAAACACAAUGAUAUUUUGGCGCCGAGGAACAGGAUCUCUAUAACAAAAGAUCCAAUAAAUGCCAAGAGGAUACAGCAGUGUGAACAAGCCAAGCUGAGGGCCCUGCAUGCGUCUGAUAGAACAGGGAUUCCACUGGCCGACAUCUACACGGGGCGGAUCUCAUUCAUAGACAAAAAGAAAGAAGUGACUCUCAAUAUGGAAGAAGAUGUCAGUCAAAGGACGAGCACUGAGAUUGGUGCUGUGGAAAGGAACGUUUGUAACACACAGCCUGCCGCUAUUCCAAUAUGGCCCGAUAAAACAGUGACAUUCCCCGAUAACGACAGCUUUUCCUCCGAUUGGACGAUGUCGACUUCCGGUUGUGAGACAGAGGAACCAAUCACAUUACAGGAAGUCCGAGAGCACAUGUGCUAUUAUGUCCUCUGCUGUGGACUUUGUAUUGAUUGA